GAAAUAUCACCUCACGUAUUUUAUCUUUCACGCGUUGGCAGUCCUGAUCGACGCCAAUAUGGCGCUUAUUGCUUGCGGUAAGCCUUCCCUCAUGUUAUAUACAGCUGCAAAAAUGCAGUCGAUAUUACGCCGCCCUUCUUCUGCUAUGCGGAAGAUUUUAAGAUAUUCAACACAGAUUCAGCCAGAUGUAGAUGUAGAAAAGACACAUUUGCCAUCUGAGAAAGGCGCUGUAAUACCACAGCUAGAUAUCUUGCAACACCCAGAUUUCUUCAAGGUUCAUGAACUGUUCACCGUCCGUGACCUGUUCGAUGCGCGAGUGCAUCUGGGCCAUCAUGAAGGAUCUUUGGAUGAAAGAAUGAAACCAUUCAUCUUUGGAUCCCGCCUUGGUCACCUAAUUUUUGAUCUGGACAUCACGGCAUACCACUUGCGGCAGGCACUCAAUUUCACAGCCCACAUAGCUGCCAGAGAUGGCAUCAUUCUCUUCAUAGCUCGCAGUUCUCAGAACACGCAUCUCAUUGAAUGCACAGCACUUGAAUGUCAGGAGUUUGCACACACCAGGUAUUGGAGUGGGGGUAUAUUUACUAAUUCAGAGAUGCAAUUUGGUGCUGUUACUCGGUUACCUGAUCUGUGUAUAUUCUUGAACACACUCAACACAAUCCUCACGCAACACAUCGCAGUGAGAGAUGCUGCGAAGAUGUGCAUCCCAUCUGUCGGCAUUGUCGAUACAAACUGUAACCCCAAUCUAGUCACAUAUCCAGUGCCAGGAAAUGAUGAUACUCCGUGUGCAAUGGAACUGUACUGCAGACUGUUCAAGGAAGCCAUACGGAGAGGCAAAGAAUACAGGACGUUGAAUCAGGUGGAGGAUUCAAAAUGAGUCAGCAUCAGUUAAAAAAAUCUUUAUGUAAAAAAAAUUGAACAAUAAAAUUGUAGUUUCUUGAG
Molecule: messenger RNA, 939 nt
Organism: Zootermopsis nevadensis
Lineage: Eukaryota; Metazoa; Arthropoda; Insecta; Blattodea; Termopsidae
Gene: mRpS2
Product: mitochondrial ribosomal protein S2
Biological process (GO): translation
Cellular component (GO): mitochondrial small ribosomal subunit; ribosome
Molecular function (GO): structural constituent of ribosome
Source: RefSeq, a predicted model, not a curated record